This is a messenger RNA of Oncorhynchus masou masou (cherry salmon), 678 nucleotides long. RefSeq names its product ubiquitin carboxyl-terminal hydrolase 33-like. Bases 142 to 678 code for a protein of 178 amino acids. Gene Ontology annotation, molecular function: zinc ion binding; cysteine-type deubiquitinase activity. Gene Ontology annotation, biological process: protein deubiquitination. NCBI's taxonomy places the organism in Eukaryota, Metazoa, Chordata, Actinopteri, Salmoniformes, Salmonidae. Gene Ontology annotation, cellular component: cytoplasm. The transcript is spliced from 7 exons. The record is from RefSeq and is a predicted model, not a curated record.
CGGGAACUGAGACAUUUUCCAAAGCAUUAGCUUUUGAAAUAAUGUCACAGAUACAUAUUUAAUUGCCGUGUUUAACUUUCAAGAUCAGUUCCUUUGAACUGUAACUUCAUAAAGUGCAGACAGGUGAGGUGCAGGUGAGUGAUGCCUGUGUGUUCUAGCAGUGACUGUCCCCAUCUACAGUGUGUUGGAGAGAUCACCAAGGAAGAGCUCAUCCUCAAGUCUCAUGGCCAGUGCCAAGACUGCAAAGUUGGAGGACCGAAUCUUUGGGCGUGUCUGGAGAACGGCUGUGUGUAUGUGGGCUGUGGAGAAUCUCACACUGACCACAGCACCAUCCACUCACAGGAGACUGGGCACAACCUGACCGUGAACCUGACCACUCUGAGGGUGUGGUGUUAUGCCUGUGGGAAAGAGGUGUUCCUGGAGCGAAAACUGGGCCCUCACUGCCCUGUCCCCAGCACCAAGACCCUCGCUUCACCUCUCACCAACACACAGGAAGGUAGCAGGGUGUUGGGCCGCUCCACCUCUCUGAGACUGCCCCCUACUGGUGGCUGUGAAGACCUGGGCAUGGAGACGGAGGAGGAGGACGACGAGCUCCGCCCCAGAGGUCUGACGGGACUGAAGAACACAGGAAACACCUGCUUUAUGAACGCAGCCCUGCAGGCCCUCUCUAACUGGUGA